Molecule: messenger RNA, 927 nt
Organism: Paramisgurnus dabryanus
Lineage: Eukaryota; Metazoa; Chordata; Actinopteri; Cypriniformes; Cobitidae
Source: RefSeq, a predicted model, not a curated record
CACUUUGUGCACUCUUGUUUAUUUUCCCUUUAGCAGGGCUUACGGAUUGAUGAUCAACGCUGCUUCGCUCCCCAAAUCCAACUGGGCUCUCCUACCCCCCCGAGAAAGUUUCAAUCACGACCUCUAUCUGAAUCAGAGUCAACCAGGAGAUCAACAUCUUUCAGUUCAGUUUCUGAGGAUCACGGUUCUGAUCAUGACCAGUUUUUCUCCCUGAUCCAUCAUGCACAGCAAAGACGAAUGGAUGACCAGCGAUGCUCGUUUGAACCCAGCAAACAUAGUUCCUUCAUUCCAAUAAGUCCAAACACUACACCCAUAGGGUUCAAGCCUUUCAGCACUGGGAAUCAAAGAGAGCGACAUCCACAGAUCAUCCUGACCCCCGCAUCACCUGCUACACCCAAAAAACCUGAUUCCAGACCUGCAUCACCCUUCCUGAUGCUUUGUGACUCUGAACCUCUUCCCAGAUCUGCCUCUUUUUGCCCUGUGUUGGAGAAAGAGAGGUUAUUGAAUGAUGACAUGCCCAUGCAGAUAACCUUUCAAAUUUCCAUGCGCCUCCCUCCACACGAAUCGUGUCAAUCUCCCGAAGUAUUUCUCACAAUCGGACAACCAGGGGAAACUAUUGUACUUCCUCUCAGUUUCAAACCUGGCAGACCUGUCUCCCUUAACGUGAACCCACAUAAAAAGCAUCACUCCAGGUCCACAUCUCCUCACGGGUCGCCUGCAAGACAAGAACGUGGAAUGCCGUCACCUCUAAAUCCAGAAAAUCCAGGACCAUUCAACCCACACGAGGACUACUUCUCUCUGAUCCAGAGAUGUCACAGUACUCAGCUACAACAGAACAAUGAACAGAAAAGAGCAGAGAUGAACAGAGAGGCCAAGAACGAAAAAGGAAAAAAUAGUGGUAGGAAAGAGAAAAAAAGAAGGAAAUAA